AUGGCGACCUCAAGAGAGCCGAUCACCACAUUGGUCUACGUCGUCGACCACAUACCGACCUUUCCCGAAAAGAUGGCAAAGACAGAGAGCAUAGAUGCCUCCGAUCCCGAGACCGAGACAACCAUUGCAAGACCCGAGUUUGAGAAGAAACUGUUGAGAAAGAUCGACCUCUGGCUCGUGGGGUUCUACUCCCUCGUCUAUGUCUUCCGCGUCAUUGACAGCGCCAACUACUCCAACGCAGCCAUCAUAAACCUCGAAGCCGGCACCGGAAUCAAGAAGCAGCUCGGACUCAACCCAUCACAAUGGGCCUGGACACUUUCAAUCUUCUCAUACAGCUAUCUCAUCUUUGAGCCCACCAACACGAUCUUACUGAAGCUUUUUAGACCUUCGAGAUGGAUGUUCAUAUUGAUUAUGGCAUGGGGAGUAUCUGCGUGCUGCUCCGCCGCGGCGACGAAUUUUUCGGGCAUGAUGUGUGUUCGUUUCGCAAUCGGUAUGGCUGAGGCGGGCUUCUUCCCGUCUGUGUUAUAUCACUAUGCGUUCUGGUACAAGCCCGAAGAAAUGCCCCAGCGCAUCGCCUUCUUCUACUCCGUGGGACAGGUUUCCAGUGCGCUGUCUGGAUUGCUGGCCUAUGCCAUCUCGUAUAUGGACCAGCUUGGUAACGUGUCUGGGUGGCGGUGGCUGUUUAUACUCGAAGGGCUCCCGGCUAUCUUCCUUGCGUUCUUUGCGUUUUGGUUACCUGACUAUCCGGAAUCAGCCAAGAUGUUGAACGAAGAGGAGCGACUGUACAUGAAGCAGAGACUUGCUAGCUCGGUGCCAAAGGGAGAAGCGAGUUGGGACUUCAAGUCUUUGAAGGUCAUGGCCCGAGACCCGACUCUUUACACGUUCAGUUUGUACUGGAUCUGCCAUGGUAUCGGGGGGUUCGGGGUCGGAUUUGCGUUGCCGACUGUCAUCUACCAGCUUGGCUUCACGACUACAGCGUACUCUCAGUUGAUGAAUAUUCCUCCCUAUGUUUCGGCCUUCUUGCUUCUGAACACCUUGGGCUUCAUGCUUCAGAGGAAGUGGAUCAGGCCAUGGGUGACAUCCGUAGGAAUCGAAUCAACAAUCAUCGUAUGCUACAUCAUCCUUCUGUUUGUCGAUAACCCGGUCGUUCGCUAUAUCUGCCUGAUCGUUUCUGUGGCCUGUGCUGGAUGUGCGUAUCCGGUAAUAUGGCCGGAGCGGAUCAGAGCACUUGAAGGAACCGUAGCAUCUGGAAUCGGCAUUGGUCUGACAAAUGCGUGUGCUCAGUUUGGCGGCAUCGUCGGUCCACACGUCUUCAGCACGGUGUUUGGGCCUAGAUAUCGAAUCUCGUAUGCGGUCAACUUGUCGGUACUCGUGGUUGGUAUCUGCUCGAUUCUGAUAAGUUGGUUUCUCGUUGUUAGGAAAGACAGAAAGCGCCAGGCACAAGGUUGA
This is a messenger RNA of Colletotrichum scovillei, 1449 nucleotides long. RefSeq names its product high-affinity nicotinic acid transporter. The coding region runs from base 1 to 1449 and encodes 482 amino acids. Gene Ontology annotation, cellular component: membrane. Lineage: Eukaryota; Fungi; Ascomycota; Sordariomycetes; Glomerellales; Glomerellaceae. Gene Ontology annotation, biological process: transmembrane transport. Gene Ontology annotation, molecular function: transmembrane transporter activity. The transcript is spliced from 4 exons. The record is from RefSeq and is a predicted model, not a curated record.